Nicotiana attenuata is the source of this 4172-nucleotide messenger RNA. RefSeq lists its product as uncharacterized. The transcript is spliced from 5 exons. Bases 708 to 3932 code for a protein of 1074 amino acids. The record is from RefSeq and is a predicted model, not a curated record. Lineage: Eukaryota; Viridiplantae; Streptophyta; Magnoliopsida; Solanales; Solanaceae.
AAAAAGGAGACCGGAUGUUGACAAAUUUCAUGUCACUGUUCUUAUUAGAAGCAAACCAAAGCAAAGCAGCUUCUGUUUGUUUGUGUCAAGAUUUUCUUAUCUGGGAUCUCUCUCUCUCUUUCUCUUUCUAACAACAAAAAUAUAGUACACAAACCUUUGAAGUCUUAUACAACUUCUGUCUCUUUCUCUCUCUACUUCUUGUUCUUCUCUCUCUAAAAAAAAAAGAGCUUUCUUUUUUUCUCUUUUUCUGAGAAUUAGAACCAAGAAAGAGAAAAAAAAUUCUUGUGUGGUGGCCCCAUCAGAUGUAAAUCUCCAAUCUUUUUAUUCAGUUUCAUUAGGAUCUGAAGUUUCUUUAAUUCAAUGCUCUACUUGUUUCAUAAUUAUUAUUAUUAUUAUUAAAUAUUUAUUUCCCAUUAUUUUGAGUUAAUAAUUCCACUUUUUUUGGGGUCACUCAAUUUAUCAUGAUUCUUGAGUUGGUGAAUUACUUCAAUUUAUGUUCAUUGUUCAAUCCAUGAAAAGGGUAUUGAGAAGAGUUGGUUUCAAGAUGUGGGGUUGAGGGAGCAAUUAGUUUUUAAGUCUUGAAAUGCCCGGGAAUGAAUUCACCGCCGUAUGGCUGGUCGGCGAUUACUAGCUAUUCGGCUUCAUGCAGGCGAGUUGCAGCCUGCAAUCCGAACUGAGGACGUGUUUUCAGUGGGUUCUGUUGGGAAAUGAUAAAUGGCCUACUUAACUCAGUGGUUAGAGUACUGCUUUCAUGGGGUGCAUGUGAACAUAAAUUUGACAAAGGAAUGGGAACACAAGUGCACUGUAAAGGCUACUUAGCAAGCUAUUACUCUAUGAGGGACUUUAAUGAGGACUCUAAUAGCAGCAGUUGGCCCCUAUUUUAUGCAGAUAAGACCUUACCGAACGGUCAAUAUUGUAAUGGUUUCACGUCAAGGACUAUAACUGAUGCAUAUCGAGGAUAUGAUAAGGAAAUUCUGAAGCAGAAGAUGCUUGAACACGAGGCCAUAUUCAAGAAUCAGGUGGUGGAACUUCAUCGCCUUUACAGAAUUCAGAGGGACAUGAUGGAUGAAAUUAGAAGGAAGGGAAUGCAUAAACUUCGCUCAUCGAUGGAGCCAUCAUGUUCAUCUAGUCACCUAGGAUCUCAAGUACCAUCUGAAGAUGCUCGGAAAUGGCACAUAACAAACUUCCCCUUGGAAAAUUCCAGUUAUACUAGACCAUCUACAUCUGGUACUGACAUUGUUAAUUCUCCCUUUAGUUCUUCAAAAGGAAAUGGUGUACAGUCUGGUCGAGUUCAAUUGCAGAACGGUUAUUCUUCAAAAGCCUCUGAUGUUUUGGAGACUAGGCCCUCGAAGGUCCGGAAAAAGUUGUUUGAUCUUCAACUUCCAGCUGAUGAAUACAUAGAUACAGAGGAAAAUGAGCCGUUGCGAGAUAAUGUAGGAUCUUCAUUUCCCAGUUAUCCUGCUAAUGGAAAUUAUAUAGUUGCCCGAGAGAGUGGAACAAAAUUGUUUCUUGGUGGUGGUGCAAAGAGCGAUAGCGGAAAAGAUGCUUCGGCAUCCAAUUCAUGUUUGAGAAGCUCUAUUGGGUUGGCUGAUCUAAAUGAACCAGCGCAGCUUGACGAAGCCACCUGUCCUGCUGCUUUUCUUGGUUAUGGUAAUAAUCAUAAAGAAAUUAGAAGCACAAAUGCUUCUGCAAGAUCAAAUCCGCCGUUUGUGGCUUUGCCUUGGAAUUCCAAUUGUGCACGCCCGAAUGACUCUUUAAGUAACGUAUAUGCUGACAGUAGAACCAAAGAGAGGGAGUGGUUGGCAUCGGCAUAUGAAACAGGUAACACCAAUGGUAGCUCGGCUUCAUUUCCGAGAGGUAUUGGACAAGAGAAGAUACCUGCAGCUUCCCAUCAAGCAACAGUAAUGAUUAACAAAGCCUAUCAACCGCCGGGAGUUCAUCCAAUUCACCAAAGUAAGGAUGGCAUUUGGAAAGAUAGAGCAGGGCAUAGUUUAGAUAUCUCUCACAGAAAUGGCGAGCAGUCCAAUUAUACUCAUGGUGAACCAUUUGUUACUUCCAAGAUGGCUAGUCCAUAUCCAUGUCCAAGUUCCUCCGACUUUAGCAGUUCGUGGCCACACUCUGUCUCCCCGUGGGAGAAGCCAAGCGGUAGCUUUACUCAGAGGUUAUCCUCAAUGCAUGCAAACUCAUUCUUCAACUCUUCUGCAGUAGUUGGUAAGGGUUCACAGUCAUCUCAGAGCCAAAUUGGCGACAAUUGGCAUGUGAACGGCAGUUCUAGGUUGCAUCCUAUCCGUAAUGGUUUUUACCAUGGGUCCUCAUCCGGGACCAAAGAAUCAAUUCACUUUCCUACAGCUGCUUUUGACUCUUUGAACCAUAUUAAGGGGGACCAUUUUAUGUCUCAGCGCUCCUCUAACAAUGCAUGUGAGAAUUUUCUCAUUAGCUCUAACAAUGCGGAUGUUGUGACAUCUGGAAAAGGUUUCGACUUAAAUGAACUAUCAAAGAGUGUACUUAGUGAAGAACUUCCUAGGCAAGGUGUUGAGUUUGGUGAUGAAAAAAGAGAGCCUCAAGAUCCGGUAACAGCUUUGCCAUGGCUUAAAGCUAAAGUAAAUGGUAAAAGUGAGGGCGUCAAUAGUAGGAUAGGUGGAACUUCAACAAAUUCUGGCUUUGUCCAGGCCUACUCAAGCCCUUCUUUUUGCCAAACACCGAUUGAUCCGUCAGUUUCUGAAGAUCACCGCAUGAAGACCGCAAAAGAAGGGGAGACGCGGCAUAUAAGAAAAAUUCUUGGUGUUCCAAUCCUUGAUAUUCCCUCUGCUUCCAGAAAUGAGUCAUCAUCACUUGUUUCCACUUCCGCUACUCUUCGUUCCUCUCCCAAGAGAGAGAGUAUCAGACAUCAAAGGAGGAGUAUGGUGAUUGACAUUAACAUAGCUUGUGACCUUUCUGAGGUCGAGCCCGAGAAACCUGCUGCUGCGGAACAGAUUGUUACUGAGAAAGUUAUGGAGACAAAAACUACGAACAUCAAGAAUCACUUCGAUUUGAACUCAUGUAUUACUGAGGAUGAAGAACCAGUUUCUGCUGAGAGCAAUAAGGCUAAGGUGAAGACUAUUCUGGAUAUAGAUUUGGAAGCCCCUGUAGUUAUGGACAUUGAACAGGACAGUUUGCCUGGAGAAGAAGACAAGCAACGUGAAGCAUCUUUGCAGCUACCUGACGAUAAACCUGAGCACACACAGGAGGAAUUACUCAGGACUGCAGCAGAAGCUAUAGUUGCCAUCUCAUCGUCCAGUCAAUGCAUCUCCGUAAAGGAAACAUGCAAUGAUCCAUCCGAUGAUCCUCUGGAAUCCCUACGAUGGUUUGUCGAUGUGGUUUCUUCUUGUGCAGCCGAGCUUGAUGGCACGAUGGUUGCACGUUGUGGUUCUAAGGAAAUAGAUUACUUUGAGGAAAUGACAUUGCGACUAACAGAAACGAAGGAGGAAGAUUAUAUGCCAAAGCCUUUUGUUCCUGAAUUCCAAACAGUGGAAGAUGGAGGGGCCAGUUCACUAACAACCCGACCCCGAAGAGGGCAAGCAAGGAGGGGAAGGCAACGAAGGGACUUCCAAAGGGAUAUCCUUCCCGGUCUAGUUUCAUUGUCAAGGCACGAGGUGACCGAAGACAUUCAGACGUUCGGAGGGUUGAUGAGAGCAACGGGCCAUACUUGGAACUCCGGUUUGACAAGAAGGAACGGGACAAGAAACGGAGGUGCUAGGGGAAGGCGGAAAACAGUUGUGGUCGCCACCCCUGCAACGGUGUUGACCACGACGAGCUCUCCGCUAAUGCACCAACUUAAUAACAUUGAAGCUAGUUUGGAGGAUAAAAACCUAACAGGGUGGGGAAAGACACCUAGGCGCCCGCGGAGGCAAAGAUGCCCUGCAGGUAAUCCUCCGGCUGUCCUGUUAACUUAAACACGAGCAAAAAUGACGUAAUAUUGUCGAUUCAUCAUUUAUAGAGAUGACAUUUAACGGAUUUAGGGAGCUUUGUUUAUGAGUUUCAGGAGUGAGAGUUUUUAGCUAUAUGGGGAUUGUUUUUGUACAUGUCUUUGUUUGCUCCAUAAUUUGGAGCCCCCAUUAUUAUGUUUCUUACAUUGGAUUACUGACCUUGUAUUCAAGAGGAUGCUGCUGCUUAAUGUCUCGUGUAUUUAUACA